Syzygium oleosum is the source of this 1428-nucleotide messenger RNA. RefSeq names its product inositol oxygenase 1-like. Gene Ontology annotation, cellular component: cytoplasm. Gene Ontology annotation, molecular function: iron ion binding; inositol oxygenase activity. The transcript has 11 exons. Gene Ontology annotation, biological process: inositol catabolic process. NCBI's taxonomy places the organism in Eukaryota, Viridiplantae, Streptophyta, Magnoliopsida, Myrtales, Myrtaceae. The record is from RefSeq and is a predicted model, not a curated record. The coding region runs from base 343 to 1257 and encodes 304 amino acids.
UCGGACUUCCAAGCCGAGAGAAAGGAGUUGCAACUCAGGACGUCGCGAGGCGAGGGAUAUCGUCAAGUUGGGUAUGUUUUUUUGGAGUGAUUUUCACGGAAGGACUCCCCGAGCGAGAAGAAUUUUUUUCAUGGCAAGGACUCCGACACUGGGAAUUCUCAGGCCAGGACUUUCCGGCCACUUAUAAAUGGAGCCCCUCCUCGCCUCCUCCAAAAUGCGAGCAAUUCAAGCUCAAAUCUGUCCCUUCUCUCGUGUUCGUGUUCGUGUUCGUGUUCGUGUUCUUGUUCUUGUUCUUGUUCUUGGCCCGGUUCUUGACUUCGUUUGGUUCGAGUUCGAUUGAGGAUGACGGUCAUCGUUGAGCAGCCUGAGCUCGAAUUGGAGGUUGUGGAGAACAAGGUUGAUGUGGAAGAGAAUGAGUUGGUGUUGGAUGGUGGGUUUGUGGUGCCUGAGACUAAUUCAUUCGGCCAAACUUUCAGGGACUACAAUGCAGAAAGUGAGCGGCAGACGAGCGUGGAGCAGUUCUACAGGACCAAUCAUAUCAACCAAACGUAUGACUUUGUCAAGAGGAUGAGAGAAGAGUAUGGAAAACUGACCAGGGUGGAGAUGAGCAUAUGGGAAUGUUGUGAACUUCUCAAUGAGUUUGUCGACGAGAGCGACCCGGACUUGGACGAACCUCAAAUUGAGCAUCUGCUGCAGACAGCUGAAGCCAUCAGGAAGGAUUAUCCCAACGAGGAUUGGCUUCACCUGACUGGCCUCAUUCAUGAUCUUGGCAAGGUACUUCUUCAUCCUAGCUUCGGAGCUCUUUCUCAAUGGGCUGUUGUAGGCGAUACAUUCCCUGUCGGGUGCGCUUUCGAUGAAUCAGUUGUCCAUCACAAGUAUUUCAAGGAGAACCCUGACUACUACAAUCCCGCCUAUAACACCAAAUACGGAGUAUAUUCAGAGGGCUGUGGACUCAAUAAUGUGAUGAUGUCGUGGGGGCAUGAUGACUAUAUGUACUUGGUGGCUAAGGAGAACAAGAGUACUCUGCCUUCAGCAGGCCUUUUCAUAAUCAGAUACCACUCGUUCUACGCUUUACACAGAGCCGGAGCAUAUGAGCACCUGAUGAACGAAGAAGACGUCGAGAAUCUGAAGUGGCUCAAGAUAUUCAACAAAUACGACCUCUACAGCAAGAGCAAGGUUCGGAUUGACGUCGAGAAGGUCAAGCCAUACUACCUCUCCUUAAUCAAGAAGUAUUUCCCUGAGAAGCUCAAGUGGUGAAUAGGCCUUGAUGGGAGCAUCAGCAUGGAAAGGUCUUGGAAGAGACAAAUUAGGCUUCUAGUGUGGAUUUACCUUUCCAAUCGAUUUCCUUAUUAAGUUUUAUUUCACGGGUUGUGCUAUGUUCUUGGUGUCCAUGGCAAUAAAAGGCAACAUCUGUUCACUUUUUGUCUU